This is a messenger RNA of Verticillium alfalfae VaMs.102, 1854 nucleotides long. RefSeq lists its product with no specific name. The transcript has 2 exons. Bases 1 to 1854 code for a protein of 617 amino acids. The record is from RefSeq and is a predicted model, not a curated record. Lineage: Eukaryota; Fungi; Ascomycota; Sordariomycetes; Glomerellales; Plectosphaerellaceae.
AUGCCCGAGUACGUCGGGCUCAACAGCUCGAAUCUCUUUAACUUCGAAGAACGACUUCUACGCGACCACAUUCUGGCGGACAACAGCUCCGGCUCCGGCAUCGAAUACGACGAAUAUGUGGUUUACAAAAGGAGCAGUGGCGCCACCACACCAAGCCAUGGUGAUUUGGCCGAGCAUCGACCACAAAGUACCAUCUCGCAUCGAUUUAACCAGGCGGAUAUUCCCGGCUUCGAGAUGCUCAAUCUUGCCUUUCGACAAGACUACCUAUUGGAUCAAGAUGGUGCAUUCGCUACCUCUGACCAGCUCGAUCCAAGCAUGACAGUCUACGGCCGUGUGAGACGGGUCGUGUGCUUUCGCCGAGGCCAUUCUUUCGACCGUGUAGAUGGCCUCAGCAUCACACCAGACGACCUAACUGCUAUGAAUUUGCAUCCUGCGACACUUCAGUAUUCGCGACGAACGACGACUGAGGGUCGCUUCUGGUCCGUCGACAAGUCAAGAUUGAGCCUAUUAUUGGCCUUCUCGUCGCAUCCUCGAACUCCUUAUGACUUUCUUUCGAUGACAUACGAUCUCAAGUCACGAACAUCGACUGUUCUCAUACGUCAGUCGCACAAUCCUCGGAGGGAUGACUUUCAAGAGCUCGAUGAAUACGACAAUCGCCUGGAGGCAUGUAGGGCGCAAUGGGCGCAUCCCUUUGUCACGCCUGUUGUGCUCCUCCAAGUGCAGUUCGGGCGCACGGAGGAGGCCAUCAUGGAGAACUUGCUUCAUGUCGAAAUCCUCGAGCAGGAUGUUCACAACAUAUCUGGGUUCGAAGACCCAGGCCUAGAUGACGAGAAGAGGCUGCGCUGGGCUCGAUACUCGAGUCGAGGGGGCUCAGAAGAUUUCAUGCCAGGACCGAUGCACAUGGCCGAUCUCAUGGAGCGGGCGCAUGACGUGCAGAAAGAGUCAAUGAAGCUGUUGGACACGGUCAAGUGGAUGGAGCGAGCUGUCGAGCUUUUGCUUCAGACGGGCGACGAACUGGCAGAAGAGAUGAAUGUUGUGGAGGUCGAGACCCAAGUGUUAGAUGAGUUCGGCGCUCCGACUCCGCUCGAGAUAGGUGACCAAGCAGUGCUGCAAAAGCCGAGAGUGUCGAGAGAGUCUUUGCGAGAUGACUGGCACGAAAUUGAGCAGUACCUCGAGGGCCUAUUGAGGAUGUGCGUCGCGCUCGAGACCGAUCGUGGCAUGGCCGAGGCUGGAUGCCGUGCUCAGAUUGACAUAAUUUACAGCAAAAUGGCCCAAGAGGACAACAUGCUCAACGCCCGCAUGGCCGUGUCAGCGACGCGCGAUAGUUCUUCCAUGACGGCGCUAGCUGUCAUCACUGCCAUUUUCCUCCCAGGCGAGUAUGUCAGCGGUCUUUUCGGCAUGUCCAUGUUUGACUGGCAGGCUUCAGGUGAAGAUGUCUCAGGUCGGACCGAUGAAAGCGGAGGCGCUCCUGCGGCAGCUCGAGAUCCUGUUCCCGUCCUAAGCCGCCUAUUCUGGGUCUACUGGGUGACGGCGGUACCCUUGACGCUCUGUGUCCUCACCAUGUGGCGUAUAUGGUGGGUGAGAGCAGACCGCUCUUUCCGCAGGCGUCUCUCGCGCGAGCUGAGCGAGAGGCGAAUUUGGACCAAGGACGGCAGGCCGCGUGACCUGGAGCACUCCUUCUGGUACGACUUCUUCUUCCUGACGGCGAUGGGGCACGCGAGCGCUGAACCUCUGCCACUGGCACCAACACCACCCCUUUCGUCGCCGGCGGAGAAUACAAAGGUGCCUUUGGUACGGAAAAGGCAUUUAUUCUGGAAGACGGGAGGGAAGGGUUUGCACACGAAUACUGUGUAG